AGCAUUUGAAACAUAAACUCAAAUUUCAAUAAAAGAAAACAAAAUUUAUGGCAUUUUACUCGAUCUAUCGGCUAUAACAACACUUUCAACGAUAUGCCCACCGUAGUUUUAUUAGAUGUUUCCCUAUCGAUGCUUAAAACUCUUCAAGAUGGCGAACAUCAAACAGACAGUGAUGUGAACAAGAGGCUAUUGACCAUUCGCGGGCUGUACUCCUUUUUUGACUAUUUAAGCGAGAACUGCAAGCUUGAGUUCACUGCUUUGAUAGCUUUUUCAUCCCUGUGGGAGAUAGUUGUGCGUUUCACCCGAGAUUACGAGGCUUUGAAAGAAGGCUGCAUGAAUGUGGGUACUUAUGAUAAAACCUUUCUUGGCAAUGCACUGAAUGGUGUAUCAAAUUUGGUCAUCGAGGAAUGGGGGUGUUCGGUACCAGUGCAAUUAGUGCUCGUUACCGAUGGUAACCUUGGUGGUGCGACAACUGUUAACGAGGUCCUAACGAACCGACUCGGAGAUAUGGCCGAGAACAUGUGCACAAUGCCGUUGCCAUUUCCAUGUAUAAUGCAUAUUAUGUGCAUGUCAACUUUUGACAGUAUGCUGCCUGCAAGUUUGAAACUGUUACAGGAUUUGGUUGAGACCUGCGGUCAUGGAGGAGGGGUGUAUAUGCUCGAAUCACCCGCAGGGAUCCAUUCGGCACAAGAAGCAUUCAAACGUCUUGCUAACGAGCACUAUACCUCCUUUAAUGGUACUCUAACAUGUGGCCACCUUAACUCUGCGAUAACCCUCUACCCACCCCCAAAAGCACCACCCAAAAAUCAAACCAGGAAUAUGAUGGUGAAAGAUUCUGAUCAACCGUUUCCAAAAGAGAUUAAGAUUUGUGGCUUUUUGGAUGCAAUCGAUCUUGGUAACCCUCCAUGCAUGACCCGGCAUCUUGUCAUACCGACCGGGGUGGCUUCAGGUUAUGAUGGAACAGGUAGUGAUGGCAAGGAACCAUCCUUCUGCGUCUUACUACAUGGCAGUUUGAAAGUUGAAAGGAUGGUUGCCUUUGCACAGUUAGGCCCUAACUGGUUUGGUAUUCUGUAUUCCUGGGCAGAUAGUAAAAAGAAGUCAAACUUAGUUUUGUCUGUCUUCUCGCCCAGCCUGGAAAUUCCAUGGCUUGGUAACCUGAAGCGGCUUAUGCCCUCAGCGGAAAUGCAAGAGCAUCCGUACAAAGUGGAGGACGGAAUGGAAGAAUCUCCCUUUCCUGUCGAAACAAGCAGACGUAGAAGUUACCACUCGCAGGCCAGUGUGGUUUGGGUAAAAGGAAGUGGCUUACAGGCAGAUAUCCAAAAGUUGAUGAGAUAUGCAAGAAAAUUACCUGACAAAAUUAAUCAGUUUUACAAGGAGCUAAACAGGAUUCGUAGAGCUGCCCUGUGCUACAGUUACUUUGAGUUGUUGGAUGGCAUAGCGGACAUGCUGGAAAGAGAAAUUGAAUCGUAUAAUACAGAAGGCACGAUUCAGUUGCAACACGCUGCAAAGUGCAUGAGAGAAGCAACACAGUUUGAUUUGAACAAACUUAUAACUGCUGCUCAAGUGUGAAGAAGUUGGUGCUUUACCACCAGGCUAACCAGAUAAAGGAUUGAAUCUUGUGAUUAAAUCCUUGGCUCAAACAGCUUAACAAACCACAACCUGACAACAGAACCAUGCUUUUUAAAACAAUCUAGAAGAUCUCACAAUUACUGCCAAUUCUAUCCAACACCACAAGCAUUUACACUAGAGUGAAGCAAGUUCAUAUAUAUCUAGGGUAUAUUGUAUUAUUGUGAUUGUACUAUACUUAACCUUGCAUCAUUAAACUUUCUGAGUAUGCCAACC
Dendronephthya gigantea is the source of this 1842-nucleotide messenger RNA. RefSeq names its product integrator complex subunit 14-like. The transcript is spliced from 4 exons. The record is from RefSeq and is a predicted model, not a curated record. Gene Ontology annotation, cellular component: integrator complex. Gene Ontology annotation, biological process: snRNA 3'-end processing. Bases 94 to 1569 code for a protein of 491 amino acids. Lineage: Eukaryota; Metazoa; Cnidaria; Anthozoa; Malacalcyonacea; Nephtheidae.